Molecule: messenger RNA, 1131 nt
Organism: Tribolium castaneum (red flour beetle)
Lineage: Eukaryota; Metazoa; Arthropoda; Insecta; Coleoptera; Tenebrionidae
Exons: 5
Coding region: 1-1131 (376 amino acids)
Source: RefSeq, a predicted model, not a curated record
AUGGGAAUAUCGUACGAAGUAAUUUUAAAAAAGGCGAGAGAAAUGCAAAUUGACGAGUGCAGUAGGCUCAACUUAUUAACAAUUAAAGAUAUACGAUAUUUAGCCGAAAAACAUGGUCUGCAGGGAAAAGGCACAAAAAAAGAUGAUUUUGCCCUUGGUUAUAUGAAUGAAGAGAUGAAAUAUAUGUUGCAAACCUACGGCAAGCGAAUUGUAUGUCUAGACGGAACUCAUGGGACAAACCCAUACAACUUCGAACUUACAACCCUACUAGUGCUGGACGACCUAAACAUUGGCUACCCAACUGUAUUUUUAAUCUCCAACAGGAAGGAUACCGUGGUCCAAAAAGUUUUCUUAGCAGAAAUUAAAAAGAAAAUUGAGAACCUUGUACCACAGCAUUUUAUGACUGAUGACACUUUAAUUUAUUACAACGCUUGGACUAGUAUAAAGAAUCAAAAUGUACGAGCUAAUACCUGGGAAGAAAUUUCGCAGGUGGUAAGCAAAAAUGUUGAGGAGUGCAAGAAAAGAUGGAAAAAUUUGAAGGAUGUGUAUUGGAAGAAGAAAAAGGAAGGCAAACACAGAACUGGUGAAGCAGCCAAGCGAACCACCAAAUGGGAACACAUGGAUGCGCUAGCUUUUCUUGAUAAAGUGACGACAUACAGACAGUAUAAACACAUACUCUGGCCACCAAGGAAAAGAAAAACAACUAACGAAAAGCUGUUGGACACUAUCAAAAAAAGAGCAGAAGGUCGUUCAGUUUUAUUCAAGAAAUUGGAAUCGGCAAUUGAAGACAAACCUCAUCCGAUAAAACUGUUUUUUGCUAGUAUGGCAGAAACUGUCAUGCUUUUUCCGCCAGCGCUUGCUGCUCGUACUAAGAUGCGAGUGAUGGAAGUCAUCCAUGAAUUGGAAUUGGAAAAUUAUGGAGCCAGUUCUACGUCAGCGUAUGACUCCCUAAGCCGCGUGCCUACCUCUGCUACUUCUUUGAGUUCUACGUCAUCGUAUCACCCUACAAGGCGAAAGUCAGAUACUACCACAUCUUAUAUAGACUCGUGUUAUUCGGCACCCAGUUCGGUUGAGCCGCCUAGAGUUUACGAAGACUGUGCUGAUUUAUUCAGCAGCACAACUUUCCAGUAA